Messenger RNA from Pelecanus crispus (Dalmatian pelican), 1648 nucleotides. RefSeq names its product carboxypeptidase M (gene CPM). Gene Ontology annotation, molecular function: zinc ion binding; metallocarboxypeptidase activity. The record is from RefSeq and is a predicted model, not a curated record. Lineage: Eukaryota; Metazoa; Chordata; Aves; Pelecaniformes; Pelecanidae. Gene Ontology annotation, biological process: peptide metabolic process; protein processing.
CCGCGCUGGAUUUCAAAUACCACCACACCGAGGAGCUGGAGGCGUACCUGAAGGGGAUCCACGCCGCGUACCCCUCCCUCACCCACUUGCACAGCAUCGGGCGCUCGGUGGAAGGUAGAGACCUGUGGGUUCUUGUUCUGGGAAGGUUUCCAACCCAUCAUAAGAUUGGCAUUCCAGAGUUCAAGUAUGUUGCUAAUAUGCAUGGGGACGAGACUGUUGGGAGAGAAGUUCUGCUCCAUUUGAUAGACUUCCUGGUGACCAGCUAUAGACGUGACCCAGUUAUUACCCGGUUACUCAAUAAUACCCGGAUUCACAUCAUGCCAACAAUGAAUCCUGAUGGAUUUGAAGCUACAAAAGUGCCUGAUUGUUACUACACACAAGGACGGUACAACAAGAAUGGAGAAGAUCUGAACAGAAAUUUUCCUGACGCCUUUGAAAGUAACAAAGCAAGCAUUCAGCCAGAGACUCAAGCAGUAAUGAACUGGAUAAAAAAUGAAACAUUUGUUCUUUCGGCAAACUUGCAUGGGGGUGCCCUGGUUGCCAGUUACGCCUUUGAUAAUGGUAACUCAGUUACCGGCUCUUUGAAAGGCUAUAGCAGGUCUCCAGAUGAUGAUGUCUUUAUUCACCUGGCAAAAACCUACUCUUUCAACCAUGCCAGCAUGUACAAGGGGACUGGGUGUGACAACAGACAAACCUUUCCAGAAGGCAUUACCAACGGGUAUGCUUGGUACCAGCUGGAAGGUGGAAUGCAAGAUUACAACUAUGUCUGGGGACAAUGUUUUGAAAUUACAUUGGAGCUGUCAUGCUGUAAAUAUCCUCCAGAAGACCAGCUGGAAAAGUUCUGGAGAGACAACAAAGUUGCUCUGAUCGAAUAUAUAAAACAAAUACAUCUAGGUGUCAAGGGUCAAGUUACUGAUAAGAAUGGGAAUCCUAUUCCCAAUGCCAUCGUGGAAGCCAAAGGAAGGCCUCACAUCUGCCCCUACAGAACAAAUGAACAAGGGGAGUACUUUCUUCUCCUUCUGCCUGGGACGUAUGUGAUCAAUGCUACUGUACCAGGAUUUAAAUCGAUGCUAAAGACAGUGGAAAUAACUGACAACACUGGUAACUUCAGUGCUUUGAAACAUGACUUCUCUUUCUCAGAAGUCUCUAUCAGAUCAAGAGCUGCUUCAUGUCCCAAAACUCCCCUCUACCAAGAGCUCGAACAGGCUUCAGCUGCAGUAAAACCAACUCUACAUAUCUUGGUUUUGAUGACUGUUAUGCUUGUAAUUCUCCAAUAAAGUCAGAAAUGACAUGACACGGCAAGGCAAAAUCUUCCUGCACAAAUGUGGCUUUUCAGACAAGGAAUUGUAUAUGCAAAAGAAUAUAUGUUUUUAUAAGCCAAAUUCUCAGAUUUACAAGCACAUUUAUUGUAUUUUGUAAAAUACUGGCUUGACAAUCAAAUGUUUUACUUCAAUUAUAACAGACUAUCAUAUUUUUCUACAUAAGGAUUUUACUCUAAAGAAAUUCUGUACAGCCUGUGGAGAUAACUGUAGAAUUUUGAUGCAGAAAGUACAAAGACAUUCUGAAGAAUUUGCCACAAGUUCAAAGAACUCUAGGAUUGUACUGCAAAUGUUGUAUGCAAGCUCAGGUUCCUCACUGAGCCAACAGC